Molecule: messenger RNA, 628 nt
Organism: Caenorhabditis angaria
Lineage: Eukaryota; Metazoa; Nematoda; Chromadorea; Rhabditida; Rhabditidae
Source: the annotation of a GenBank genome assembly
AUGUGGAAUAUAAAACGUGGGUUAUUGAUUUCAUGUGCUACCUUUUGGGUAUUACUAACUUAUUGCAGUGAUUUUUGGGUAAGUUAUAAAAAUAUUUAAAGACACAUCAGCCACUGGAAAAAACAGAUUUCCCGCAUUUAUUUUCAAAUGACAAAAACAGCAUGUGCGCUCUAUUGCUUCGUUGUGUGCAAACUCUUUCGAAAAUCCCGUCGGCUGAGCGAUUUCAAAAACAAUUAUUUUGUUUUUUUCACUUUUGCCAGACUCAAAAUUUUUUCUUGAUUUUUAUGAAUUCCGAUUACUUGAAAGGUGUUAUGAAAGAAUAACAAACUCAUUUUCUGUUCAUUUCUAGUGGAUUGUGUGUCUUUAAAUUUCAUUCAAAAUUUUCUCAAAGGUAAAACAAGGUGAAGGAUAUGUGAUAGGAAAUCGACGACGAAUAAUUGCAACUCUACGAAUCGAAUGUAUUUUAACUAGUUUGAAUGUUUUUGCAUACGGCCAAUUGAUGCAAUGGUUUGGAGAAGAUAAGGAUAAACAUAGACGAUUACAGGUAAAUAAUAUUAAAGAAUUGUAUUUAUCUGGAAUAUGUGCAAAGUUCAAAAUCAAAAGAGUAAGGCAACAUUUGAGGGCAUAG